AUGAACAUUCGCGAAGCAACAAUCGAUGACCUGCUGGGCAUGCAGAACUGCAACCUGCACAAUCUGCCGGAGAACUACACACUACGAUACUAUCUCUACCAUGCUUUGACCUGGCCUCAGCUCUCCUACGUUGCCGAGGACGAAAAGGGAAGGGUCGUCGGAUACAUUCUCGGCAAGAUGGAGGAAGAACCAGCGGAGGGCAUCCCUCACGGACACGUGACAAGCAUCAGUGUGCUUCGAUCAUAUCGUCGACUUGGUUUGGCCAACAAGCUCAUGAAGCAGAGUCAGGAGGCGAUGCGAGAUGUAUUCGGCGCCAAGUUUGUCUCUUUACAUGUCCGACAGACGAACCGUGCUGCGAUCGGACUGUAUCGCGAUACGCUCGGCUUCCAGGUUCACGGCGUGGAAAAGGCUUACUACGCCGACGGAGAGGAUGCUCUUCACAUGCGACUCGACCUCUGA
This is a messenger RNA of Ustilago hordei, 459 nucleotides long. RefSeq names its product putative N-terminal acetyltransferase complex subunit ARD1. Gene Ontology annotation, cellular component: NatA complex. Gene Ontology annotation, biological process: N-terminal peptidyl-glutamic acid acetylation. Lineage: Eukaryota; Fungi; Basidiomycota; Ustilaginomycetes; Ustilaginales; Ustilaginaceae. The transcript is spliced from 3 exons. Gene Ontology annotation, molecular function: protein-N-terminal-glutamate acetyltransferase activity; protein N-terminal-serine acetyltransferase activity. The record is from RefSeq and is a predicted model, not a curated record. The coding region runs from base 1 to 459 and encodes 152 amino acids.